Messenger RNA from Lasiosphaeria miniovina, 1305 nucleotides. RefSeq names its product P-loop containing nucleoside triphosphate hydrolase protein. The record is from RefSeq and is a predicted model, not a curated record. The coding region runs from base 1 to 1305 and encodes 434 amino acids. NCBI's taxonomy places the organism in Eukaryota, Fungi, Ascomycota, Sordariomycetes, Sordariales, Lasiosphaeriaceae. Gene Ontology annotation, biological process: mRNA export from nucleus; mRNA splicing, via spliceosome. The transcript is spliced from 5 exons. Gene Ontology annotation, molecular function: RNA binding; ATP binding; RNA helicase activity.
AUGUCUGCCGAAGAGGAUCUAAUCGACUACUCAGAUGACGAGCUCAACAAUGAGUCCGCCGCACCCGAUGCCAAUGGCAAGAAGGGCGAGGUUGCUCCAGCUGGUCAAAAUGUCGACAAGAAGGGCUCCUACGUCGGCAUUCACUCAACGGGAUUUCGCGACUUCCUCUUGAAGAACUCACUUCUGCGCGCCAUCGCCGACUGCGGUUUCGAGCAUCCGUCGGAGGUUCAGCAGUCUUGUAUUCCCCAGGCGAUGCUUGGUGGCGAUAUCAUCUGCCAGGCAAAGUCGGGUCUGGGAAAGACGGCCGUCUUCGUCCUCACCACUCUCCAGCAAGUCGAGCCCGUCGCCGGGGAGUGCUCAGUCCUGGUCAUGUGCCACACCCGCGAGUUGGCAUUCCAGAUUCGAAACGAGUAUAAUCGAUUCAGCAAAUACAUGCCUGAGAUCAAAACCGGCGUUUUCUACGGUGGAACACCCAUCCAGAAGGACGCUGAGAUUUUGAAGAACAAAGAGACACAUCCCCAUAUCAUCGUGGGCACCCCCGGCCGUCUUAAUGCGUUGGUCCGGGACAAGCACCUACGACUUGGUAGCGUCCGCAUGUUCAUUCUUGAUGAAUGCGAUAAGAUGCUCGAGCAAAUCGAUAUGCGCCGUGAUGUGCAGGAGAUAUUCCGGGCCACGCCUCAGCAAAAGCAGGUCAUGAUGUUUUCUGCAACACUUUCAGACGAGAUCAAGCCAAUUUGCCGAAAGUUCAUGCAGAACCCUACCGAGCAAAUCGUUGACGAGGAUACAAAGUUGACGCUGCACGGCCUUCAGCAAUAUUACAUCAAUCUCAAUGAAAAUGAGAAAAAUCGAAAGCUCAACGAGCUGCUCGAUGAACUACAGUUCAACCAGGUCAUCAUCUUUGUGCGGACCGCCGCCCGUGCCACGGAGCUUGACAAGCUCCUGCGCGAGUGCAAUUUCCCCUCUAUCGCUGUGCACGCUGGUGUAGGCCAGGAGGAGCGUAUUCGCCGUUACCAGGAGUUCAAGGACUUCAAUAAGCGUAUCUGUGUUGCCACGGAUGUCUUUGGUCGUGGUAUCGAUAUUGAAAGGAUAAACUUGGCCAUCAACUACGAUCUCCCCGCCGAUGCCAACUCGUACCUGCAUCGUGUUGGUCGUGCCGGUCGUUUCGGUACCAAAGGUCUCGCCAUCUCGUUCGUUACUAGCGACCAAGAUAAGGAGGUUCUUCAGGCCGUUGAGAAGCGGUUCGAGGUGGAACUGCCUGUAUUCCCCAAGGAAGGAAUUGAUGCCUCCACCUACAUGGCUUCGUAG